Bicyclus anynana (squinting bush brown) is the source of this 20688-nucleotide messenger RNA. It is a transcript of the gene rno, whose product is annotated as PHD finger protein rhinoceros. The coding region runs from base 436 to 8301 and encodes 2621 amino acids. NCBI's taxonomy places the organism in Eukaryota, Metazoa, Arthropoda, Insecta, Lepidoptera, Nymphalidae. The transcript has 6 exons. Gene Ontology annotation, biological process: regulation of transcription by RNA polymerase II. The record is from RefSeq and is a predicted model, not a curated record.
GAUAUUCUCUCAUUUCGAGUUCAUGUUGUAGCACCUAUCUUGAAUGAUAAAUUGUGCUUCUCUAAGACAAUUAAGUGUGUGUAUUAAGUGUUUGUGUUGUUUGCAUUAAGGACUGAUGUGUUAAAAGAUUUUCUCAAUGUUUAUGCUGUGCCACAAGUUCAUUUCAAAACCAAUGACACUGUAUGAACUCGAUGUGCGUUUUGGCCAUUUUACUUGGCUUGCGUUGGUGAUUCGUAUAUAGUCACGUGACCUAAGUGGUUUUCGGAUCAAUGGCGCCAAAUGACUUUUACGGAAAAUGUUUUAUAUUGUUUGUGGAUGGAAUCUAAAAUACCAACAUGUGAAUGAUGUAACAUUCUACACAAUGUUACUACCACGUUCAAAGUGUAAGGCUAUAAAAGGGUCGUGAACAUGUAGGUUGUUAAAUAAGUAGUCAAGAUGUCGUUGCGAGGCACAAAGCGGGCGACUGGGAUGCGUGGGGAGGAGGCUGGCACAUCCAAGCGUCGGAGGACAGAGCCGGAGGAUGCUCUUUGGCAGCUUCGGCCUGUCAGUGACCUCAAAAUGUCAUCUAUAUAUAACAGAAAUGCCUCUGAGGCACCUGCUGAACUAUUCAGGAAGGACCUCAUCAGUGCGAUGAAACUUCCGGAUUCAGAACCACUAACACCAAGUGAGUACUGGAUCAUCACUGACACAUGGAAACAAGACUGGGAACGAGGGGUACAAGUACCUGUUAAUCCUGAUUCACUACCAGCUCCAAAAGUUAAAAUCAUUGAGAAUCCAAUGCCUCCCAACUUUCAAGAGUUCAAAUUACCUAAAGAUAAGUACAUACAUUUAACGCGCGACGUACACUACCAAUCCGAUCAACAUUUGCUCAGUUCUACUCCAGCUAAAGCAGAAGCCGCAUGCACUUAUGACUUGGAUACCACAGAUACAGCAUGGCUCAAAUUGUUGAAUGCAGAACGAGCGCGGGCUGGUGCCCCUUCUGUUACAGAAGACCAACUUGAGAAAGUUAUUGAAGAAUUAGAGGUCCGAACAUGGGAUAAAAUCCAAGCCAUCAUUAAAUCUGAAGAGGGAUUAGGCAUUGAGUAUGAUGAAAACGUCAUUUGCGAUGUGUGCCGAUCACCUGACUCUGAAGAUGGAAAUGAAAUGGUGUUUUGUGAUUCUUGUAACAUUUGUGUACACCAAGCAUGCUAUGGCAUAACGGUUAUACCUGAUGGCCAGUGGUUGUGUCGGCCCUGUGGGGCUGGUAUUAGACCAACCUGUGUGUUAUGUCCCAACCUUGGUGGAGCCAUGAAGUGCACACCGUCUGGACACAAAUGGGCGCAUGUUAGCUGUGUGCUUUGGAUUCCAGAAGUGUCUAUAGGUUGUGCAGAAAAAAUGGAACCCAUAACUAAAAUAACCUCUAUACCAGCUUCACGCUGGUCAUUAGUUUGCGUCUUGUGCCGUGAACGUAAAGGUGCUUGUAUUCAGUGCUCGGUAAAGACUUGUAAGACUGCUUAUCAUGUUACUUGUGCAUUUAAACAUGGACUAGAAAUGCGUGCAAUUAUAGAAGAUGAAAAUGCAGAUGAUGGUGUCAAAUUACGUUCAUAUUGUCAAAAGCAUAGUGUUAAUUCCAAGAAAGAAAAAUGUCCGGGUUCUGGAUCAGAAGAAGAAGAGGUGAAAAGAAAGAGGCGAAAAGACAUGACUUCAGAGGAAAAGACGCAAGCGCGGGCGGCGCGUCUUCAAGAAAUAGAGGGAGAAUUUGAUCGUCAUGUGACAGUAAAAGACAUUAGUACACAUCUUUUAGAUAUUGAUCAAGAUGCUAUUCAUUACAUUUACAAUUACUGGAAAUUAAAGCGAAGGGCUGGAUAUAACCGCCCUCUCUUACCUCCUAAAUCAGAUGAUCAUGAGCUCUUAACUCAUAGGCAAGAGCAAGCAGACCUUGAUAAAAUGAAAAUGUUUGUUCAGCUAAGGCAAGAUCUGGAGAGAGUGCGGAAUUUAUGUUAUAUGGUUAGUCGAAGAGAGAAACUUUCCCGAACAUUCUUUCGCAUGAGAGAACAAACAUUUCAUAAACAAAUUGCAGUAUUAACGGAAGACCCAGCAAUAUCUGGUCCAGAUCUUGCUGCUAUUAUUGAAGCUAAUCAUGGACCAUCAAUUUAUGAUAGAUUAUAUUCACACCCAAAUGCUCCAGACCAUAAAAACGAUUUUGACGAUUUACUUGCUCGUAUAGCUCCCCAGGAUUCAAGUGAUGAGAAAAAGAAAGAUCGUAACGGUCUUGUACGAGGCUCAAAGACUGCAAAUCCAUAUAAAAAGCAUUAUGUCAAUGGAUCACGUAGAAGUGGCAGCAUGUAUAGUGGUUACUCUAGUGAGGAAAGUGGUGGUGAUAUAGGUCGCUCAAGUAAAUAUCGUGGCAGAGCUAUUGGUUCAACUACUGACGAUGAUUCGAAAAAGCCAGCUACAUCUCCAAAGAAAAAAGUUUCACCAAAAGGAAAAGGUAAAAAAUCACCUAAAAAAGUUGAAAGGAAGAAAAGGAAGGUACCACAAUCUAAAGCAGUUGUAGAAAGCAGCAGUGAAGAUGACACUAUAAGUUCUAGGAUGAAAAAAGAUAGGUCCAGAAGUAAAACUCUACAACAAAUGGAAAAAGAAAUGACUGCUGGCAAAACUGGUCAAUCUGGCACAGACAGUGAUGACUUGAUUCCAAUAAGAACUACAAGAAACAGUAAAUUUCCAAUGGAUAUUUAUUCAGAUAGCAGUGAUGAUGUUUCAAUUAAGGAAGAAAUUAAACCUGGAAAGUCAGGUAAGGCUAAAAAUGAAAAAUCUAAAUCUGACAAAGCUAAAGCAGGGAAAUCUAGUAAUGAAAAUGAUUCACAACAGCCAUUACCGCGUACUAAAGCUGCAAUGAAAGAGUUUAUUCCAGCACAACCUGAAAAGAAAACAGAUCCCAUUGCAGAUAAACCGGCACCUAAAAAACGUGGACGAAAACCUUCAAAUAAAGAUAAAAAGACCCCAGUUAAAACUAAACCAGCUGAUGAAGAGGCUAAAAACAAGGAAAAUAUUAAAUUAGCUAAACAAAAAGAUAAUCCUACUGAUUUAAUAGUUCCUCAAAGGCAGGCUGCUAAAAAGGCUUAUGAAAACAUCAGAUCAACUACAACUGUGAAAAAAGAAGACUCCAGUACAGAUAAACAAGUUAGUGGAGAUGAUUCAAAAUCCAAACCUAAAUUAAAAGCAAAAGAAAAAGAAGUUAAGGAUAUUCCACAAAAAGUAGGGAGAAAAAAGUCAUCAAAAGAUCAAGACAAAGAGCUAAUUGCUUAUGUUCCUCAACGUCAAGCUGCCAAAAAAGCAGCAGCGCAUAUUAAGAGUGGCUUAGGAAGUAAAGUUCCUGUUACGGAAACUGUCGAUACUGAGAAAAAGAAAGAUGCGGAAAAAUCUGAUACAAAACCUUCUCCUAAGAAAGAAGAAACUAAAAGAUCUAAAUCUCCUCAAAAAGAGAGUUCAAGUUCUUCAUCUAAUUCUAGCAGCAGUAGUUAUUCUUCAUCGUCAAGCUCAGAAGAAGAACAAGAAAAACCUGAAAUUAAACCAACAGCUAAAGCAAGAGAAAUAAAGCCUGCUCCUAGGCAGCCCUCUAUGUUUUCACCACCAGGCUCUAGACCUACAGUGGACUUGCCCUUUCUUGACAAGGUGUCAAGACCAUUGUCUUCAACAAGUGCCUCGAGUGAUACUGAUAGCUCUAAAGCAUCAAGAUUUUCUGGAUCACGAAGUCCUUCUCCCAAACGACCACGUAGACGCAGAAAGAGAAAAAGUGUCUCCAUUGAUGCGUCCCUCCACAAGGCCCCAGACAAGAAGCUUAAAACUUCCGACCAGGGGUCCGAGUGCAGGGUACCAUCACCGGCUUUUGAAGGAGAGGAACCGAGCAGACCCAGCGACACGCGUGCUUCCACGCGUGCUCGGACCAGAAGCACUACUUCAAGCGGAAAUAUGCCUAAUAAGUUUGAUACCCGACAGAGAAAACCAUCUAAAGACGACUCAACCCUUGCCUCUACACCAAAUAAAGUGUCCAAAGAGAGCAGCCAGCCCAUUGAGCUUACAAUUGCGAAACGGAAAGAGGACGAGGAGAUAAAGAAAGAAAAUGAUGUAAGCAUCCCUGCUGUGGUUACUGAUAUUGAUGUAAAAACAAUUAAACCCAAGGGUCGAAGUGUCUCUAUUGAAGAAAAAGUGAAACCAAAUGCAACUGAAACUACUCCCUUAAAAAGAACAAGUCCAAGGAAAAGUACUGAAUCAAAGCAUAAAAUUGUUGCUAAUAGAAGAAUGAGUGUAAAAGAUCCUCUUAUUAAAGAAAUUGUGUCACCUCCUAAAGAAAGUUCUAUGCCAACACCAAAAGAAAAGAAUUUCUCUCGGCGGAAUUCUUUAGCAACAGACAUUGCUAAUGUAUCACCUGUGAAGAAAGUAAUUGGAUCUAUUGAUCCUCCACCAGUUGACCUUAUUGAAAACAAACCUGUGGUCCAGGAAGAUGAUUUUCCUGUCAGUGAUAAAAAUUGGUUACCCAAGGCACCUAGCCCGAAUAAUCACCCACCGCCAGUAGAAAAGCCUGGUGAUCAUGAAAAGUAUAUGACAGAAGAUAAAUCACUAGAUUCAGAUUGUACAGACAAAAGUAGUAUAAAAAUGAUAGCAAAAAUACAAGCAAAUUUGAAUGAAAAUACAAUGAUCAAAUCUCCUAAGACCCCAAUGGAUGCAAGAACUAUUGAUCCUAUGGAUGUAGAUGCAAUUUCUCGAAAUAUUAGGAAACGUUCUCUUAUUGACAUGGAAAAGAAAUUUAUUACACAAGAUUCAAGCCAUGUUCAGGGUGUGGAAAUAUCUAAGAGUGCUAAAAUACCUUCUACCACCAAUCCUUUUCCUAAUAGAUCUGUGUUUUCACCAAAUAAAGACACUGAAUUAUUUGAAUUUGAUAAUAUGCUGGCUGUUGACGAUGGAUUUAACCAUGAAGAAAUCAUGAAACCAUUCACAUCAUACCCUGAGUUUUACUUCAAAGAAGAUUCAAAAGAACAAGGUGUUCAAGAGACUCAAAACUUGGUAGAAAGGUUAAGAAUGCAACUAAAUACUAAAAAGGCACCUAUUGAAUCUUCUACCCAAGAUAAUAAGGUACAAGAAGAAGAUGAUCCCACAACUCUAGGUAUAGAAAAAAGUGAUCAAGAUAUAUUAGGGACAAAGCCUGCCGUUUUACAUUUGCAUGAUAAAAAAGACUCUCCAAAUGACAUUCAAAGAACAAACCACUUUUCUAAUAAUUCUGAGUGUAUUAAUACACCUCAUGAUGUAAAUUCAGAGAAAGAAGGCACAAUACCUACACACAGUAAUGAUAAAUGGGUUGAUUUGUCGCAAAAUGAGUCUCAAAUUGAGAUAGGUGAUGAGGGCAAAUAUGAUAUCACUGAAGAUGUUAAGGAACCUACAACUGUCCAGUCUAUUAAUUCUGCAUCAGAAAUAGGAGAUACUAUUUCUCUAUCUAAACAAAGUGAUGAUUCGCAAUCUUUGUCAGUAGUAGAUCAUUCAAUACUUAGCAAUGACCAGGAGCUAACUCAAGAUAAUCAUACUUACGACAACAACAAUUCAAUGAUUCAUUCAGAUUGUGCUACUAUAUCGUCGCCAUAUAUAGGUCAUAGAGAAAGUAAAAUUACAACACGAAGAUCUUCAGCUUCUAGUACAAACUCAGAAGGCUCAGUUUGUUCUCAGAAAACAGAUGUGAAAUCACAUCUCAAUUGUCAAUCCCUUCAAGGAACUUUAAUACCAGAGAUUGAUGCAUAUCCAUUACCAGCAUAUUCAUGUCGUGUUGAACCAACAAUGCCACUAAAUCAAUAUACAACAUACCCACCUGAUGCCUCGCCAUUUUUGAGUUCAAUGGGAACAUUGCCUUUAUUUGGAGCAGGGCCAUGUGCUUCAUCACAAUUAACUUUACCAUCUCCAGCUGGAAUUUAUGGAUCAGGCUUACCAUAUACCGCCAGUCCUCUAAUACCACCGUUAACAAAACCAGCAUUCCCAUUAUGUGCUGCUUUCACUUCCUCAUCACAAAAUAUUGCAUUGACAACUGCUAUGAUAGCAUCACCAAUUCCUAAACAGAUAGAUUCACCACGGGAUGAUAUUGACGUAAGUGGGAGUGAUAAGCUAUCAAUACAUGUUGUUUCAAGUCCCAGUAUUAGCAUAGACUCCUAUAAUGAGUCAAGUAAUACCAGACCUCCAACUAAAAUGUCUAAUGACAGCAAUGAAACUAUAAUUAGUCUGACUACACUAGAUACUAAAUCUUCUCCAAAAGCGUUAACAAAAACAGUUUCCAAAUUUUCGGGUAAAUCACCAGGGAAAAGUCCAGGUAUAUCACCUAGACAAAGUGACAUACCAAAAGCAACCAAAAGAUCCAACAAUAAGAACAAUAGAAGUCAAAGAGGUAGAGGUAGAUCAAAGAGUCGAGGGCAAGGUAAUCAAUCUGGAGACUUUACUGGUAACUCAAUUCAAAGCAAACUUGUUGGAACUGUAUAUGACUUUGAUGAAGAAAUAGCAAAUGAUGGUGUUGAUCUUAAAUCAUUAAGAGAGAGACGAAAAUCUGUGGAUACAAAGGAUGACAGGAAAUCUGAACAUUCUUAUAAGGAUUCAUCUCAAUCUCCCAGGGCGGUAAGCCCUCAUCCAGCAAGUAAAAAUUCAAUAACUGAUACGAAAGAUAUUAAACCCUCUACACCUGAACCAGCUGAGGAACCACAAUCACCUGGUAAAAAUAAUUCUGAUAGAGGACCAGGUUUCACACAAGUGCACCCAGUUUUGCCAGGACCUGUGGAUAUGCGAACUUAUAAUCCAUUCGAAAAUCCAGCUCCACCGACAGGCGAUGCUUAUCAUAGUCACUUGUUAGCCUUUGCUAGUGGCACAGCUGACCAACAGUUGGUUGAUUUUGAUGAAGAAAUGGAGAAGAAGCUACAUUCUGCGCUCAUGGCUAGCAAACCAAAGCCUGGAACUCCAGCAGCAGUAGCAGCACAAGAUCUUGUUGAACCACCAAAAGAAACAUUCACACCACACUUGCCAAAAGUAUCAUUGAGUGACUCAAGGAAUCAGCUUAAGGUAAAAAUAAAAGGGCCAUUCUUAGAUGCCAAUUAUUCUGCCAGUUCUGUACAACCUGUAGUACCACAACCACCGCCACCAGCGCAUGAUUCAGCCACAAGUGUUUAUAACAUGUCUAACAGUGCUACCAGUUCUAUGACCGGGUCAACCAAUCUCAGACGAAUGCGAAAAAAGGAGCUGCUACGUCAAUAUUGGACACAAGACAUGAACAUGGAUGACCCAACGAAUGUAUCCAACGUGGGCAUCGCGCCGCCGCCAUCCGCGCCUCAGCCACUGCUUCGUGCUGUUAUUACAAUACCAAAAGCUGUAGCCUCUAUGACCAGUAUUCCUACUAGAGAAGACUACAAAAUUAUUGAUACACCAGUCGAAAAGAAAAAGCGAAAGAUAGCUAGUGGCCUUUCUCGAGAAUUAAGGCAUUUAAAAGUCAGCAUGAAUGAUGAUAUUGACCCAUCUGAUGAUGUUAAGUUGUCUAGUUUUGCUGGUAGCUCAAGUCAGGCUCAUAAACGGCGCUGUCGAGUAUCUACCAAACCUAAUCAGAGCAGUACUACAUCACCUACUGCUCCAAAAUUGAAAAUAAAAUUCGGUUCUAACAUUGUACCGCAUGUGAACGAAGAGCCAUCUGUAUUCCAAUUCAGGCCGCCGAAGAAACGACUACAGAGUAUACCCAAACCGAGCUUGGAAGAUUUAAAGCGUGAAAGUAUGAAGUAUAGACGAUUGGUGAUGGCCAAUUUUGAAGAAGAUGAGAAAGCAAAUACAGACAAAUAUAAACCUAGCAAAACAGAAAAACGGAAAAAGAAGAAGGACAAAAAGUCCGGAAAAGAAAAACUACAAGUCAUAAAUAGGGAAAGUCAAAGUGCUACAAAGCUGAUUAUAAAAAAAAUAAAAUGUACGAAAGAAGGGAAAGGGAAGCCGGUGAACCCUCAAGGAGGUACAAUAGCUGCAGCCGUUGCAGCAGCUCCUGAGCCGCCAGUGGAUCCCCUCGAAUUCGAUCCGACGAAGCCGGACCCGCUUGCUUUUGACUCUCCGUUGAGCUCGGACUGCAUUUCCGCGCUGCGUAGAGUGAGGACAGAUAAAGUGACCCCCAUUCGGUUAAAACGCAGCCCGCAAGGUUCCGGGUACGUGAUGGAGGCUGGGGCCAACCUCUCGCAGACGUCUGCGUCGGAGUCUUCGGCCCCCACAGCCUCCACGUCUGCGGCAGCAUCGCUUGAAGACAAUAAACAACGUGGAGUGAGGUGAUACAAACCGCGCAAACAACGUUAAACCGUGUGUUUUAAGUGAACAGUGAACAAUGUUGUACAGUAAUUUUCUAUUCCUAGUUGUAAAUAAACUCUUUAAAUGAUUUUAUUUAAUUCAAUUUUCUACGUAGUUUAUUACAUUAUUUAUUUGUAUAAAUCGAAAGCUCAAUGACUAACUUAAAGUUACUCUAAGGUGUAAAAGUUUGUGCGUUUUGUGAUGCACAAGUAAAUCCUAAUAUAACAUAUAUAUAUAUAUUUUUGUUAAUGUUACUAUGUUACUCCUGCCUCACUAUAAGGAAUCUCAUUUAGUAUAUUAUUAUCAUGGCAUACAUUCUUUAAGCUACUCUAUCACAAAGUACAUCACAGGCUGGCACGGCAUUAUUUUUUUAUUUUUUAUUUAUUAUUUUAUUUUAAAUAUUCUCUAAAAUUAUAGCCAAAAUUAUUUUCUACUAUCAUAAGCCCAAAAAGACUUCAUUCAAUUCUGCAUUUAUUAUAGAAGUAAAAAUUUGUAUAAAGCAAAAAGAAAAAGAUAUUAAGUUUAAUUAUUUAAAAAAAAACACUUUAUGUUAAACAAUUUUAUGAAUUAUUUUUGUGUUUAUUAUUAGUGGCUUUUUUGAAAAAUUAUAAAUGGACAGGCCAUAUACAAAUUAUAAAUGGAUAGGCCAAUUAUACCAGCCAUUUGUGAUUUUUUUGUUGACUGCACAAAUCAUUUUAAUGUAACACCUGUGUUUACUAAUUUACACCUGUACUGACAUUAAUUAAGAGUACUAUCUAAUUAUAAAAGCCCUUUACAAUCUGUUUAGCAUGUUUAGCAGAUUCAAAUUCAUACCAUUAUAUUUUUAACAAUGAUAGAACUCGAACUUAGCGAAUGGAUUAUAAUUUUUUUUUUAGUUUAUAAGGAACUAGCCCACAACUUUGUAAAAUCAAUUUUUUUUUAAUCUGUGGAUUAUUUCGGGAAAAAAGGAGCCUAUGUUCUGCUCCAAGGUCCACUUUUUCUCUAUGCCAAAUUUCGGUGAAAUUGGUUCAGCGGUGUAUAGCUCUGAAAGGUAACAGACAGACAGAUGACAGACUUACUUUCGCAUUUAUAAUAUUAGUAUAAAUUAUUGCUUUAUGUAUAAUAAUAUUAUCUAUAUUAUUAUACAUUUACCCAUUAAAAAUUACCACUAAUGCUUUAAGAAACCUCUAUGAAAUUAUGUUAAUUUUGUUUUAAAACUAGCCUACGCCCGCCACUUGAAACGCCGCAUGAAAUUAGUUUUUCACAAAUCAUGGAUUUUUCCGAGAUGAAGUGUUGCUUUUAUGUUGCUCAAUAAAUUCCUCUAUGUUCCACAAAAUGUUCCAUCAAUAUCUGUUUAUCCAUUUCAGAAAUUAGUUUACAUAAACAGAUUUAUUUAAAAAAACAGUUUUAUAAUUCAGUAUUGCGUAAUGUUUAUAUUACACUAUAUUAUAAAUGAACUCUUGAAUUAUUAUGAAGUCACAAAGGGAUGUUUUGUACACACACUUAUGAGAUCCUCUUAACAAGUCUUUCAUUUCAUAUGUCACAACAGCAAUAAUUCACAUUUUAUUUUGUAAAUUUAUGAUAAAUUAAAAAAUUUACUAUAAAAAUAUAUGUAUUUUAAAUACCCUAAAAAGGUAUAUGAAUUUUAAAUUUCCUUAACAUAGCUCUUUCGCUUUUGAAAUUACACACGAUGAUAUUUAGAAUAAAUCACUUUAAAGAACAUUUUAAAUUAAAAAAUUUUCAAAAUGUUAUUUUACUACUGUUCACAUUAUUAUUGUACAUAUUUAAUCUAAAUUACAGCUUUCAAGUAGUAAUAGUCUCUGCGCUAAACCGCGGACAGACGGACGGACGAACAGAUAGACAGACAUGGCGAAGCUAUAAGGGUUGUAGACUACGGAACUCUAAAAAAUCAUUAAAAUCCAUUCAUUAUAAUUGAGUUCUGUUAUAUAAACCCAAUUUAAUUCGACUAGUUCAGCGGGUUGUGAGUGCUGUAAAAUAAAUAUAGAUGAAUAUUUCAAUUUUGCCCGUAUAAUAUAGAUUAAUUAUUUUUUACUAAGACAAUCUUAUAAAAAACUAGCUGACUCCGCACGGUUUCACCCGCGUGUUUUCCGUUCCCGUAGGAAUACGGGGAUAAUAUAUAGCCUUUCUCGAUAAAUAGGCUAUCUAACACUAAAAUAAUUUUUUAAAUCGGACCAGUAGUUCCUGAGAUUAGCUCGUUCAAGUAAACAAACAAACAAACUCUUCAGCUUUAUAAUAUUAGUAUAGAUUUAUAUAAACUUUGAAUUGAUAAAAAUGUGAAAUUUAAAUUUUCACUUAAAAUUUUGAAUGAUAAUAUUUUUGAAUCAGGGCCUCUUUCGGAACUUUGUUGAUUAAUUAUAAAUAAUGUACAUUAUUUUAGAUGUUUUACAUACAAUAAUAAUUUUAUAUAUAAUUUUUUAAAUAAAUAUACAAUUUUAUUUGUACUAAAAUUAGUAAAUAUGUAAUUAAUUGAGAGCUGGUCUCUUGUGUAUAUUGUAUAUAUAUUAAUAAUAUUGUUUAAUACUUUGUUGUCCAAAAUCACAGAUGUAUUUUUAGAAAUUUUAAUUGUAUAUAAUUUGUUGUCACCUUUAAUUUUAUUCUUUUAAUUUCAAUGCCCUGCCAGUUACAAUUUACUAAGAAAUACCCCUAAUUUUAGCUCAUUGAUAAUAAUUAAACAAAUAUUUUUUAUUAUUGGCAAUUUCUUAAAAUGAUUUAUUAUAACUCCAACAAUUAAUUUUGGAGAUAACUGAAAAACAUAAACAAAUGUAUAAAAAUCAAUCAUGUAUUUGAAACUUUUUGGCUGUGUCAUAAAUAAUCCAUAAUAUCAUGUAGAAGAGGCUAUAGUAAUUGAUUUCUAAAUUCCUGCUAUGCAAGUUUUGAGAUUUUAUUGUUUUGACUGUAUAAACAGUAAAAUAAAAUCAUAAUUAAUUUUCGUAAUACCCCAUCGGGUAUCAUUUAUUGUUACAUUAAUUUUUCAAUGAAUUUUAUAAGUUUUUACAUAAACAAUAAUUUUGUAAAAGUCGAAAAGUCUAUGAUUUUUUUAUAAAAUCUUUAUUUAUUAUUCAUUUGACAGAGUCUUCAUAGCAUUAUUUAAUAGUCUUAUAUCUGCAGAUGCAUUAUUUACGAUACACCUUUUGUUAACAAAAUCAAUAUUGAAAAAAAUAGUAUCCAAGCAGUAACUUGUAAGAGUAAUUCGAAACUCAAAAUAUUUUGCUGCUAAAGUGUUUUUCAGAUAGCAUUGGUACGGUGACAGUUGCCUUAUGACGUUCAUAAUAUGUACUAUUGUCGUGAAUCGCGGCAAACUUUCAAGAGUGAAACGAAUUGUCACUGUACCCAUGCUAUCUGAAAAACACCAAGUUUUAUUUCUUACACUGUGUAACAGAUGUGUACCAAAUUCAUUGUCGGUUUUUAUACUAGGUGUAGAACUUGAAAACAAUUGCUUUUUAUUUUACAGUUUUUAAUAUUGCUGAUUUUUCAAUACAUUUUAAUUUUUUUUAUCUUUUUAAUACUUUUAAUAAUAUUCCAUAUUUUUCAAUAAUAAUCUUAAUUUUUUUUUUAAAUUUUAAUCAUAUAUAUUUUGCCUUGCAAUAAAUUUAAUUUUAUUUAUUAGCUAAAAUGUUAUUUUUGCUUAAACAUAUUAAAAUUUCAUCAAAGUCCUGCAAAUGCUUUAAUUUACACUCAGUAAAUUAUCAUAUUUUGAUGACGUUAUAAAUACCCAUGCUAAAGUAUAUUGCAUUUAUUGAAUUUGGAAAGGUAUGAUUGUGAAAUAAACCCUUUUUAAAUAUAUUUUGUUUGUUUGUUUUUUUUUUUUUUUAAUUUCUGGUAGUUUUUAUGUUUCUAUUUGCAUAUCAUUUUACGCAACUCUUAAUUGUUUUAAGAAUAAUUUGAAAUGUAGAAUACUGUAUAUUGGACUGACUGGCUUGUCGAUUUUAUGAGAUAUUUUCUAUACACUUUUAUGUGCAAUAUUUGGCAAUACUCAUCGGAAUAGUCAAGGUUUAAAGGCCUAGAUGGGGUGUGUUAGUUUUUAAGUACGUGUUUAUUAAGUGUAUUUAUGUCGUGAACAUUAUUUUAGUGCAUUGUAAAUAUUCGGUUAUAAGGCGUGACUGGAUUAUAACGAUUAACACCAAUAAGACAAUUCUGGCGCAAUUUCUGGGAAAGUCGAAAAUAAUUGUUUUCUUACCCUAACUUCUGCAAUUUUAUAUAAACCAUUAUAAUCCUACUCCUCCCCAGUGGGAGGAUAUGAUAUGUUAAUUAAUGCACAUUGCCAACUUUUGAAGCGUGCUUUGUCAGUCAACAAUUGGAUUAUAAUGGGCUUAAAAUAUAUACAGGGUGCUUGGGAGUGUGUCCCAUAAAUCUGGAGUGAUAUUCCUUACCGAAAACUUAUUAAGAAUGUUCAAGGAACGUGUGUUCUAAAAUUGAUAUUUUCUGAGUAAAUAAUAUUUCUUUUGUAAAUAGAUAUUAAAAUGUGUCCCUUAUAUGCAUAAUUAUAAUUAUGACGUAGCCAAGUUUACGUAUCUUAGAAUGCAAGGAUAGAUAAAGGCGUGUGUUACAUGGAUAAUCGGAAUCAUUUGAAUUACUUUGUAUGAAAACAUAAAAAGUUUUUAUUAUUUUGUUAAAAAAAUAUUAGUUAUGCAGUUCGGCUCCUAUAAGUGGACUCGUCAAUACCUUGAAGUUAUGGGAAAUACUCCCGAGCACCCUGUAUAAUGAAAUGAAAUUAUAAAUUUUAUAUGUGAACUUUAAAUUGUAGGGGCUCAUAUUACAAUGAAGUAGCAAUGUUUUCGACUUUUGGUUAUUCAUUGGCCACAGUAUCUAGUUGAGGGUCGACGUCAUGGUAGUUAUAUCAUAGUUAAAUCUGCCUAUGUCAAAUACCAUAUACAUUUUAUAUUCACAUAGUGAUCACAUUCACAAAGGACACCAUAGCGUUGAUUCUCGUCUAUGGUAUUCUGCACGGAUUAUGUAAACAAAAUGUAUCGAGGUCAUAUUCGAUUCGUGUCAUAAAGACAUUUAUAAUGGUACAAAAAAAGAAAGUAUGAUAUGUGUACACACAUAGUACUACUACUCGAGUACAGCGUAAUGUACAAGACAAACACAUCUCCGGAAACAAAUUAUUGCUUUCAAAACCAUUUGACAAGACUUUUAUCUAUUAUUGACUAGGCAUGCAUGAUAGGAGUACUUAGGCGUAAAGGUUUUCAUUGAUUUUUGUAAAUAUGUAUUAAUUCUCUGUCAUCUUUCAUUGUAAUGUAAAUGUCUUUAAAAUACGGAUUUUUUAAUAUGUUUUCUCUAGAUACAUUUUUACAUCAAAUUUGCUGACAUCCUGUUAGGAUAGGCGUCCACAUAUCCGCAACGUAAGUACUGACAGAUUAAAUUUUACGAUAGAUUCGUGGGAUACGUACGAUGCGUAUCAGUGGUCGCACUUGUAGGACUUUGUAUACAAUGUAUACUACGAUCUGUUUGAUGCGAUGCAGCCGAUAAUUACGACGCAGAUAUGUGGACGCCUAUCAAUAGGUGAGGUUUGCGUGCACGAAUGAACAACUUUAUUGCAACAACAGCGAAAAACAACGCAAUGCGCACACUUUCAUAUAAAAGAGAUUGAUUAUUAAGAUAUUCAAUCUGUUUUGACCAAACUGUUGUUGAGAAAAAUCUCUCCCGUGGACGCAGGCCGGUGUAAAACAUACUUAAAACCAAAAAAAAAACUUGAAGUUUGCCAUUUGUUAAUAUUUUGAUGAUGCUUGAUGGCAUUUAAGUCACAAGCCCGCCGUAAGUGUUCAUUUACACGAGCGGCUACUGCUACCGACGAUUUCUCGGCGGCAGCCAACGGGAGUCAACUGCAAUCGGCGACCGCCCUCGACCGCCGCCGAGAGUCGACUGCGGUCGUCAGCAGAGUUGCCGCUCGUGUAAAUGAACCCUAACAUGUAAUGCUGAACUGUGAAGGAAUACCACCCGUUUGUUUAUUAGACAGCGCACAGAUAUAACUAUGCAUCGUCUCAUGAUAGGCGUAUGCCAUGCUAUUUAUUAAUAAAUAAUCGAUGUGUUAAAUGUUGCCAUAUAUCCAGAUACCUGCGAGUGUAGCUUAGUUGUUACAAAUAAAUACUAUGUUGCGUCUUAUUUCUAUACAGGGUGCUCGGGAGUAUUCCCCAUAACUCUGGGGUUAUAUUUUUUACCGAAAAUUAAUUAAAAUUGUUCAACGAAUAUGUGUUCGAAAAUUUAUAUUUUCGGGGUAAAUAAUAUUUCUUUUGUAAAUAGAUCUUAAAACGUGUCCCAUAUACGCAUCAUUAUAAUUUUGACGUAGCUAAGUUUUACCUAUUCUAAAAUGCAAGGAUAGAUAAAGGCAUGUGUUACAUGGGUAGUCGGAAUUAUUUGAAUUACUUUGUAUGAAAACAUAAAAAGUUUUUAUUUUUUAGUUUAAAAAUAUUAGUUAUGCAUUUCGGCUCCUGUAAGUGGGCUCGUCAACACCUUGAAGUUAUAGGAAAUACUCCCCAGCACCCUGUAUAAUUGUAGGCAUAAUAAUUUAAUUGGUGGACAUUAGAUGUUUCCUAUUGUAUAAUUGAUGUUUGUAUGUGGAAGCGAUGUUCAUAAUAUUUAUACAAUUUAGAGUUAAACUCUGUUUAUACAUGUCUAUGUCCAAUAUUCAUAAUUAUGUUAUAUAUGCAUAAUUGCAUAUAGUCAGUUCAAGGCAGAGAUUAAACAAGAGUUUUGUGAAAGUGGCUCCAUUAAUUUAUUUGCAUUAUUAAAUAAUUUUACUCAUCCGUCCAUCGGUCGGUGGAUUCAUAUAUACAGUGUGUUUAAAAACCUGUCCGAUGUUAUUAGGAUGUAAUAUGUACAUAGGUAUAAUGAAUUGGUUAUAUUAAUGAAAUCCCGUAAAAUAUAUUGUUUUUUACACUGAUUAAAAUGAAAUUUUCAAGGACAAAGCUCUAAAUAUAUUGUACUCUUAAAAAUAUAUUAAAAAAAUGAAUUUUUUCGAAUCAUCCAAUGUAAUGUAUAUCUAAAUGUAAUAUUUUUUAUUUAAAGUUUAACUCUUCUUUUUAAUGUGCCUGGUUUCCUUCUAUGCACAUCGUAAUGUCCUCUUACUUUUUCUGGGUUCUCUACCCUGAAACUCGUCAAGAUGAAACCUAUGGGCUAGCCGAAACUGCAUGUAGGUAAUGCAUAUUUUACAAAAAAUUACGGUUUUACUUUAGUAAAAAUUCGCACAUUUGAUAUUUUGAUAUCAAGUUAUAUAAUAAAUUAUAUUUUAAAUAAUGAGAUUUCAAUCAAUCAAUCAAUCAAUUUAUUUAUUUGCAUUUGCAGAUACAUGCGUACGUAUAUAUACAGGUGGUAUGUUGAUGUAAAUGGUAAAUGUAUCUUGCCGAUAUGGCAUGCAAAUUAUUUAUAAAAAUGCUAAUAAUAUUUAUGCCUCGGACAGGGUAUUUUUAAUAAUGUGUUUUUUAGAUGCUGAUCUCUCACAACUAAAUGAUUGUUUGGGUACUGACGAUUUAGAAUAGUUUAUAUUUAUUAUUAUUUAAAAAAAACCGGCCAUGUGCAUGUCGACCCACGCGAUGUGUAGGGUUCUGAACAUUAAAUUAGCUUUACUUUAAAUCCUUAUUUAAUGCACAAAAAUACCGAUAAAUUUCCCCAAACCGUGUGAUACACGAUAUAAAAUCAUCAGUUUGCAUGUUCGGAAGAAACCCUAAAAAUAUUAUUAUUAAAUUUUUAUUUACUACUGUCACAACGAUAUCCCACACUACGAUAUAAACGAGUUAAAUAAAAUUCAUCCUCACUUUACAUGUAUCAAAAAAAUCGUUUAUCAAAACUAUUUUAUGAAAAAAGUGAACAACUUAUUAAUGUACAUACUCAUGCGAAAUUACAGAUUUCUAGUAGUAAUAGCCUGCGCACAGACGGACGGACAGACAGACGUACAUGGCGAAACUGUAAGGGUUUCUUGUGGACUACAGAACCUAAGGAUACAUCAUUCAGCUGCGGGAGAUCAACAACUCAUCAACCAACAUCAACAAUUCAACAUAAACAUCACGUCUCAAUAUCACAGUUUUUUUUUUGUUGAUUUAUUUAUUUAUUUUUACUAUUAUAAAUACAUAGCAAAUUUUUUUUUUGUGAGUUGUUGUAUAGGCAGUCGUAACAAUUUGUAGAAUAAAUACACUGGUAAUUAAUUAAUUAUGUUUACAUAGUAUCAGCUUCUAUUUUCCUUAUUCUUAAUUGAGGUCGGCAAAACUUCUUUGCCUUUACUCCUUUUACACUAUAUCUUUAACAAAACCUAAACAUCUCUUCUCUGGCUUUCCUCUUUUCUUGUGUAUGUUCACGUCGUUGUCAUAGUAUAAUUAAAGGACACAUGAUUCUGCCGCGGGAAAAAAUCAACCAACAUCAACAAUUCAACAUAAACAUCACGUUUCAAUAUCACAGUUUUUUUGUUUAUUUAUUUUUAUUAUUAUAAAUCAAUUUGUAUAUUGUGUAACAAGUAAUCUUAUUCAUAAUACGUUUUCCCUGGUUUUAUAUCAAUUGAUGACUAAAGUAAGUGGGAUUCAAUGAUAUCAAUAAGUUCUGAGCAAAUAUAUUUUUUGUGAAUUGACAUUUCAUAUAGGUAGUCGUAACAAUUUGUAAAAUAAAUACAUUGGUAAUUAAUUAUGUUUUCAUAGUAUCAGUUUCUCAUUUUCCUUAUUCUUAGUUGGGAUCGGCAAAACAUGUCUCUCCCAUUCGCUUCUACCAUCGCCAGCUUCUAAUUUACUCCUUUUACACUACAUCUAUCACAAAAUCUAACCACCUCUUUGGCCUUCCUCUUGUAUGUGUUAAAGUCAUACGUUGUCAUAGUAUAAUUAAGACAUCCUGCCGCGUAAGAUCAACAACUCGAAAAAGAUCAACCAAAAUAAACAAAUCAACGUAAACAUCACGUUUCAUCACAUCACAGUUUUUUUUUGUUUAUUUAUUUAUUCAUUUUUAUUAUUAUAAAUCAAUGUGUAUAUUAUGUAAUGAGUAAUCUUGAUUUUUACGUUUUCCCUGGUUUUAUAUAAUUUUGAUGACUGUAAUAUUGUAAACAUUUAUUAAGUGGGAUUCAAUGAUAUCAUUUAAUUCUGAGCAAAUAUUUUUUUUUUGUAAAUAGACUAAUUUUUUAUAGGUAGUCGUAACUAUUUGUAAAAUAAAUACAUUGGUAAUAAUUAUAUUUAAUCAUAAUAAUAAUUGGUGUUAGUUUUACAUAUGAAUGUUUCACCAAUUUGUAGCUGUAAAUUAUAGUUAUUACACUGGUCAUUUUUGUCUAUCAAUAUAAUAAUGUCAAUAGGUAAACCCCAGACUAGAGCUUAUUAGAUGUUUCGAAUCUUAUUAUAAUUGGUAUAUAAAUAUACAUUUUUAGUGGUACGUAAUGCGUUUAACAAACACAAAUUUAUACAUAAACUUGCAUCAUCUAAGUCCCAUCGCUGUCUUUAAAAGAUAAAAGCAUACAGGUCGGAUUGUGAGCCUUUUCUUUUUUUGUAGUUUGUUAAAUAAGUUAAAAUACCGUGCAAAAAAUAUGCAGACAACACUAUACAAAAAUACACAAGUAAUAUUAUAAUAUUAAUUAAUUCAAACGUACCUCGGUCGAUUAAUAAAAAACGUAAAAAAUAGGUAUUUUUUAAAUAUAUAAAGCAUAUAAAAGCAAAUAGUCAUGCAUAUAAGCAUAGUCAUAUAAAAGCGAAUAUGAAACUUGAAAAUUAUAUAGCGUUUUCUAUAAAACCUCUCAUACGGCUUCUCUUUUCCUGAGACACAAAACCAGUUUAAUUCAAAAGAUUUUUAGUUUAACGCAAUCAGGCUCGACUUUGUUUUAUAAUUUUAUAGAUUACGUACUACGAUUACUUAAUAUGAUACAAACAUACUAAGUGUAUGAUUAUUGUAAAACAGCUGGCGUAUACUAAUCAUAAGUUAGUAAACUCAGAUUUCGAUAAUAAUCAUUUGUAUAUCAAGCAAAAAUGCACCGAAAAUGUGGGAAACCACCACAAUAGUGGCACUGGGCUUUGGCUCUGGAUAAAAUGUGAAAGUUGCAAAUAAUAAUAUAACAUUAAGGGUCGGUUUCACCACCUUCUGUUAACUUAACUGUCGGUUAAUCUAGCCGUAAGUUUUGUCACUUUCUUCCUUCAUGUCAAAUGACAAAUGUCUUAUUUAUUUAUUUAGCUUGUUCACAAGUUUAGUGAAUAAGUUUAUCAGACACUUCCAGAAGGUGGUGAAAUUGGUCCAUAAUGUCCACAUUGCCCACUUUUUGUACAUCAUAUAAUGGUAGUGACAAUUAAAUGUGAAAAUAAUAGCUUCGUUUGCUCAGAAUCUUUUAUUUAGUAUAUGUUUAUACUGAUCAGAUUUUAAACUAGGUUUUGUCUGUAUUUUUCUGUAUAUUAUAACGUCAUAAUUUAAAUGAUUCUGAUCGAGUUUUCAUGAAUGGGAUAAACAGUAUUUACCAUUAAGUUUUCAAACAAUUUAAUUAACAAAACUACAUUUAUCAAUUAAAUGGUAUUUAAACACAUCACAAUAUCUUAACCACAUAAUAAAUGUUUAGAACUUUGUAGUUAUCGGUGAUCUUGAAUGGUGAAAGUGAAUCAAUUGGCCAUAAGCAUGCCAACAACAAAAUCACACUUUGAUUGUCUUCCCACUUGUGUUUGUGUAUUCAUAAUAAAAAAAUGAUUAUUGUGUUAGUUGUUUACUCUUACUUGACUGCUUUAAACCUCGAUCAACAAUGACUUUUUCUCUUCGACUUUUUAAAUGAUGUUUAAGUCUGUUUUAUACAUUUAAUGUUAACGUCACCCUGGCAGGUACAUUGUGUAUUAUUAUUUAUACAUUAACUGUUAAAAACAUGAAUCAAAUAAAAUGUUCGAUCAGGGAAGGUAUUUUAUGGUCAGGAUCUGAUACUUGAUUGUUUGUAUGUUGUUGGCAGUUUGCAAAUGUCUAACGCACAAGCUGCCGCGUAGGUUGACACACUUCGGUUUAUUGUCGAUCAUUACCUUGUUACUGUGAUUUGUUUUAUCUUAAACAUAAAUAUUAAGAUUACGUAGAAGGCUUUUUAAUGAAGAUUCCGAUUACUGGAAAUAAAAAAAAUCAACGUUUUAUUAAUUUAUUGUAAAUAUAUUUCUAAAAUAGUAGGUGACUACAUUUCUUGAAUUAGUAAAAUAGUUUAUAAUAUUCAUCGAUAGUAUUGAUGUAAGCAUGUCAUAAUGGAUAUUUUAAAUGGAAUCUAAUGAUUUCUGGUACUAUAUUAUAAUCGUGUUAAAUUAGAUUUCGUGCUUUGAGCGCAUGAUUUUUUUUAUUGAGUAUUUUAAUUUACUGAGUGUUGAUUAUUAUAAAUGUUGUAUGGAAUUGUAACUUACUAUACUGUAAGUCACGUUACUAAAGAUGGGUGUUGUUUAUAUGUUUAUGUGUUAAAUGUACGUAAGCAGAUAUAGCACUUUAUGAUAGAGUUCGACAGAACCAACUCUGAUCUCUAAAUUAUUUACCUCCGGAUACUGAGAGACUGUUUAAAUUAAAUGACUCCCUAAAAUAUUAGUGAUGCAACUUUUAUUUUUAGUAGGUGUAAUUAUUUUACAUACAUUUCAUAUAUAAGUCACAUGUAGUAUAUUACAAUCCGCUAUCUUAGUACCCAUAACACAGGCUAUAGGUAUGCUUACUUUGGGGCUAAGGGAUGUGUGUAUUUUGGAAGUAUAUAUAUUUAUUUAUUAUUAUUUUAAGUUUUUGUAUUCUGGCUACAUCACAAAUGUCACAAAAAUGCGUCGCAUAUAAAAUUGGGCACCUCGUUAACGGUUAAAUAGUAAUUCAGUAUUCGGACGUGUCUCUACUGAAGAAAAUCGAUUAAAUCCUAUGCAUUACCUUUUUUAAGUAGUAGUUAGAAGCCUAUACACAAGCUAUGAUAUUGAAUGUUCAGGUAGCUCUCAGUGUUGGUUUACGUUAUAUUUAUAGAAAAUCAGAGUACAUGUUUAAAUUGCGCUGUAUAAUGUUAUAAAUUUAGAUUUAUAACUUUUAUGUGCCACAGCCGCAGAAAGUUAUACAAGUGUUAGCUAUAAAGUCAUGGCUGAGGACUCGUACCAGUCAUUAGGUUAACUGAAAUAAAUACAUAUAUGAUUAUUAUUUAUGUCUUAGUCAUUAAGUAAUAACUGUAAGAGAUUAACAUCUUAUACCACUAUCCGUUUAAGUAUUAUGAUCAACAAUAUUUCCAAUGUUUUAAAAACUUAGCAUGUUAGAAAUUAAUUUUCGUCGUUAAUUUGUACAAACUACUUAUGUACAGUGUGUUAUUUUAAGCGGAUGGUUUGAUUUGUCAGAGGCACGAGGAGAAAAUGUAACGCGGGUGUUGUAAAUAGUGGUAAGAUGGUCUUGUAAUAUAACAAGUGUUUUAAAUGUGCACAUAGUCGCCUCAUUCAUUAAAUAAAUUUUUAGAUCAAA